This is a messenger RNA of Gadus morhua (Atlantic cod), 5308 nucleotides long. RefSeq names its product thrombospondin 2a (gene thbs2a). Lineage: Eukaryota; Metazoa; Chordata; Actinopteri; Gadiformes; Gadidae. The coding region runs from base 379 to 3936 and encodes 1185 amino acids. Gene Ontology annotation, biological process: negative regulation of angiogenesis; cell adhesion. Gene Ontology annotation, cellular component: extracellular region. The record is from RefSeq and is a predicted model, not a curated record. The transcript is spliced from 23 exons. Gene Ontology annotation, molecular function: calcium ion binding; protein binding.
UCGACGUGAACGUGUGACUGAAAAUGAAAGGUUGAAAACCGGGAUAAGACAUUGAGGACAUCGAAACGUAAUUCUGUAACUUGGUCUCUCAAUAAAUCAGACCUAGACGGUCUGGGCUUGAGAAAUGUGAUUGAGAGGCUGUGGGAGAGGUGUAUAUAAGAGGAGGGGAGUGUGCUCAGCAGUCACUUCACAGUGGACUUCCCUCAGUCUGUGGAUUCAGUGGACUAUAUACACUUUACACGCAUCGCUUAGGAGAUACCACUUUCCAAUUCACUCGAUUCCGGAUCUUUUUUGAGAGCUUGCUUUUGAUAUCGUCCUCUUAUUGACGGAUCUAGUUCUUUUUUGAAGGAGAUAUUCAUUAUUGGCGUGAGAGGCGAUAUGAUACUCAGGAGGAGUUUGUACUUGCUGCCCUUCUUAUGUAUUCUUUCCGCUCAUGCCUUGCUCCCAGGCGAGCAGGAGGACGAGACGUCGUUCGACCUGUUCGAGGUCAGCCACAUCACACGCAAGACGCUGGGGGCCAAACAGUUCCGGGGCCAGAACUCGGACCUCCCGGCCUACCGCUUCAUCCGCUUCGAUCAGCUGCCCUCGGUGGACGCGCCGGUCCUUAAACAGAUCCUCCGGCAGACCCAGAACAACGAGGGCUUCAUCUUCAUUGCCAGCAUCCGUCAGGACCGCGCCUCUCGGGGGACCCUGGUGGGCUUAGAGGGCCCCGGGGGUCGCCGGCAGUUCGAGGUGGUGUCUAACGGCCGCGCCAACACACUGGAUCUGGUCUACUGGGUGGACGGCGCGCAGAAGGUGGCGUCCUUCGAGGAAGUCGACCUGUCCGACUCGCAGUGGAAGAACAUCACGCUGCACAUCCACGGCGAGAACGCAAACCUAUUCAUCGGCUGCAACCUGAUCGACAGCUUCAUCCUGGACGAGCCCUUCUACGAGCACCUGCAGAGCGAGGGGGGGCGACUGUUUGUGGCCAAGGGGGCGACGCGGGAGAGCCACUUCAGGGGGCUCCUGCAGAACGUACGAUUCAUCUUCAACACGCCGGUGGAAGAUGUCCUACUGACCCGGGACUGUGAGAUCAUCAAGGAAGACGAGGCCAACACGGUCAGCGAGAGCACGGAGAUGCUGGACGCGGUGAGUCCGUCCAUCACAACCAACUUCAUCGGCCAGAAGACGGACGAGACGGGGGACAUGUGCGAGCGCUCGUGUGAGGAGCUCAGCACCAUGUUCCGCGAGCUGAAGGGGCUGCGCGUGGUGGUCAGCAACCUCAUCGACGGCCUGCAGAAAGUGACGGAGGAGAACACUUUGAUGAAGGAGGCGCUGGUGAGGAUGAAGGACACCAAGGAGAAGAACUUGUGCUGGCAGGACGGCCGUCUGUUCGAGGACAAGGAGGAUUGGAUCGUGGACAGCUGCACCAAGUGCACCUGCCAGGAGUCCAAGAUCGUGUGCCACCAGAUCACGUGCCCCCCUGUGGCGUGCGCGAGCCCAACCUUCAACGAUGCCGAGUGCUGCCCGGUGUGCAUGUCCGUCGACAGCGAGGACGGCUGGUCGCCGUGGUCCGAGUGGACCGAAUGCACGGUCACCUGCGGGACAGGCACCCAGCAGAGAGGCCGGUCGUGCGACGCCACCAGCAACCCCUGCAGCGGCGCCUCCAUCCAGACCAGGAAGUGCAGCCUGGGCAAAUGCGACAGCCGAGUGCGUCAGAACGGCGGCUGGAGUCUGUGGUCGCCGUGGUCGUCCUGCUCUGUGACGUGCGGCGAGGGCCAGAUCACCCGGAUCCGCCACUGCAACGCCCCUGUCCCGCAGCUAGGGGGCAAGGACUGCGAAGGCAGCGGCCGAGAGACCCAGCGCUGUGAAGCCCAGCCCUGCCCCAUCGACGGCGGCUGGGGUCCCUGGUCACCGUGGGCAACGUGCUCGGCCACAUGCGGAGGGGGCAUCAAGAGCCGCACGCGGGUGUGCAACAGCCCCCAUCCCCAGUUCGGCGGCAGGGGCUGCGUGGGAGAGGACACCGACAGCGACAUCUGUAACAAGAUGGGCUGUCCCAUCGACGGGUGUCUCUCGAACCCGUGCUUCGGCGGCGUGGACUGCAACAGCUCUCCGGACGGCUCCUGGGAGUGCGGACCGUGUCCCAGUGGUUUCCGUGGAAACGGUACCCAAUGCGAAGACAUCAACGAGUGCGACAUGGUGUCCGACGUCUGCUACAAAGUGAACGGGGUGCAGCGCUGCGUCAACACGGACCCGGGCUUCCACUGUCUGCCCUGUCCUAAGAGGUACAAGGGCACCCAGCCCUUCGGCAUGGGCAUGGAGGCCGCCAAGAAACACAAGCAGGUGUGUGAGCCAGAGAACCCAUGCAAAGACAAGACCCACAACUGCCACAAGUACGCAGAGUGCAUCUACUUGAGCCACUUCAGCGACCCCAUGUACAAGUGUGAGUGCAGGACGGGCUACGCCGGAGACGGAUUCCUCUGCGGAGAGGACUCGGACCUGGACGGCUGGCCAAAUCAGAACCUCGUGUGUGGCGCCAACGCCACCUAUCACUGCAAGAAGGAUAACUGCCCAAGCCUGCCAAACUCUGGCCAGGAAGACUUCGACAAAGACGGUCAAGGAGACGCCUGCGACAAAGACGAUGACAACGAUGGAAUCGUGGACGAGAGGGACAACUGCCCUCUGCUCUACAACCCCCGGCAAUUUGACUUUGACAAGGACGACGUGGGAGACCGCUGUGACAACUGUCCCUACGAGCACAACCCCGCCCAGAUAGACACCGACCACAACGGAGAGGGCGACGCCUGUGCCGUGGACAUCGAUGGAGACGAGAUCCUGAAUGAGAGCGACAACUGUCCGUACGUUUACAACACGGACCAGAAGGACACGGACAUGGACGGAGUGGGAGACCAGUGUGACAACUGUCCCAUGCUGCACAACCCAGAUCAGACGGACGUUGACAACGACCUGGUGGGAGACCAAUGCGACAACAACCAGGACAUCGACGAGGACGGCCACCAGAACAACCUGGACAACUGCCCCUACGUGGCCAACGCCAACCAGGCCGACCAGGACAAGGACGGCAAGGGCGACGCCUGCGACUACGACGAUGACAACGACGGCGUCCCCGACGAGAAGGACAACUGCCGGCUGACGCCCAACGAGGACCAGGUGGACGCCGACGGAGACGGAAGGGGGGACGCCUGCAAGGACGACUUCGACAACGACAGCAUCCCCGACAUCUUCGACGUGUGCCCCGAGAACAACGCCAUCAGCGUGACGGACUUCAGGAAGUUCCAGAUGGUCCACCUGGACCCCAAGGGAACCACGCAGAUCGACCCCAACUGGGUGGUCAGGCAUCAGGGCAAAGAGCUGGUGCAGACCGCCAACUCGGACCCUGGCAUCGCUGUAGGUUUCGAUGAGUUCAGCGCCGUGGACUUCAGCGGCACGAUGUACGUGAACACCGACCGCGACGACGACUAUGCCGGCUUCGUGUUCGGCUACCAGUCCAGCGGCCGCUUCUACGUGGUGAUGUGGAAGCAGAUCACCCAGACCUACUGGGAGGAGAAGCCCUCCAAGGCCUUCGGCAUCUCGGGCGUGUCCCUCAAAGUGGUCAACUCCACCACGGGCACGGGGGAGAACCUGCGGAACGCCCUGUGGCAUACCGGCAACACCCAGGGACAGGUGCGGACGCUGUGGCACGACCCCAAAAACAUCGGCUGGAAGGAUUACACCGCUUACAGGUGGCACCUCAUCCACAGGCCAAAGACCGGUUUCAUCAGGGUGGUGGUGUAUGAAGGGAAACAAAUCAUGGCCGACUCGGGGCCAGUCUAUGACAAGACGUUCGCAGGGGGGAGGUUAGGCUUGUUUGUCUUCUCACAAGAGCUGGUCUUCUUCUCUGAUCUCAAGUAUGAGUGCAGAGAUAAGCCGGAGUUGCCAACAGUGUUUGGAAGAUAACUGAGUUUCAGAGCGGGGACUCUAAACAUCCAGGUCUAAGGGACACUUAUCUUCAAACGGAACACCUGAUUUUCUACUCCAUUUCAACGGAAAAUGGACCUUUCCAUGUACUCCCUUCCGCGGAUGGGGAUUUGGUUUUCCUGGGUGCUUUACAGUGCAUGCAAUACACCGCAAAAGUAUAAAAAAUUAAUGGAAACAUGGACACAUGACAAAAAAAAACAGCCAUCGCUAAAUAUCUACUCAUAGCUACGUGUAACAAUGUCGCCGUUUUUAAAGAGGUUUCGUUGUACAGCAAACAUACAGAGUGCGCCUUUUUCUCUCACUUUCUCGCUUUCUAUAUGGCCUGUGUGGCUUGUAACAGACUUCUUGCUCGUCUAUUAUAUUGAGAAAUUCAAUUCAUGAAGAGCAACAUAAGGCAGGCCUUUUAGCCCUGUCGUGGUUCCGACCCAGAGAUUAAACCAAUGGUAUCUGGAAUAACCUGAAGAGAAAUCGAUCUGUAGCAGAAAGCAUGGUAAUGAAGUGGGCGUCAGUAGUUGUAUCAAUCCAUGAAUGUUGCUUUGAAAGAGCUCUUGAGUGAAUGGUUUAGAUAGGCCUUUUUAUAGUAAUUCCUAAAGAUGUUUAUACUAAGUCUGUAUUAUAAAUUCUUUUUUUGUAAAUUAUUUAUGCUCUGCUUUUUUUGUUACAUUUUUAUGGUUGUUUUUGUUGCGAGAGAUUGUAAAUAAUUAUUUAUUUGUUUACACUGACAAAAUUCACAAAUGAAUAUAACAUCAAGAUGACAUAGUAUUACAGUUGUUUAAUAUGCAGUGUUGUCAUGCACUUACCUUGUUAGUUUGACAUAUGAUAACCGUUACCCUCUUUAAAAAAAUCUCUCUAAUGCCUCCUUUAAAAUACAAAAAAAUCAUAACACGUAGAAAAAAUCAUAAUCAUAAUGUCCAAUGAACAAGAUGGAAUAUGGGAAGGACCAUUUCAAACUUGAAAUGAUGAUGUACUGUUGUGAAUUGUCAGCCAUAAAUUGGAGUUUAUUUAUAGAUAACCCCUUGAAUAGUCAAUUGGAUAAAUUUGUGUGUGAUCAAGUUUCAAUGCAGUUGAGUAAAUAUCCCUAUGCUGCUAAUUAGAGAGACACCUAAAGACCCUUCUAAAGUAAAUCAGAAAAUACAUGUUCCGUGUAAGCUGCUGCGGUCAUGGAUGUGACAUUCACAGCAUUCCAUGUUUGUUUCCAGCUCGUCGCCCCAAGUCGAGGGUUUGCAACUCACAAAAUGUAAAUUGUUUUUUAAAGUUGUUUUUUAUAUAGAUUUCCUACAAACCAUAUUGUAUGUUUGCCUCAUUAGAGAGAUACUCCUGUUAUAUAAAUAAACAAUUUCUACACCACAAA